AUGUCCCGUCAAUCCCACUCUGACUCUGACAGCCUCGCUUUAUCCCACAAUCGGUAUGGAAUUACCGAAUUUUUCGAGGGCUUUCCCAACAAUUGCAGGGCCGAUAUCGUCUUUGUCCACGGCCUGACGGGCAACUCGGAUACAACAUGGAGACACGAGAAUGCAGACCUGCCAUGGCCGGAAGAACUCCUCGCAAGGGACAUAAGAAACUGCAAAAUCUUAAAGUACGACUACAACAUAUCUAAUAUCAAUGGCCUGGGAAAAGACCUGGCGAGGCUUGCUGCCGACCUACUUAAUGAGCUCGUCAAUUGGAGACGUGAUAAUAAGUCAGAGCGCCCCAUCAUCUUUGUCGCUCACAGCCUGGGAGGUCUCUUGGUCAAGCGCUUACUCCCAGAGUCCCAGUCUCGAAGUGCGCCCUACAACAUCGGAGCCCUCACUCGCGGUGUCAUCUUUCUCGGCACUCCUCAACGCGUGUCAAGAUUACAGGAACAUGGGCAUAAAAUCUUGCAAGCUCUUCGAGGCAAUAGAGCUAAUAGAUUGGAACCAAACGUCGAGUUGCGGGCCAUCUUCCAGCCAACCUCGGAUGUCCUCGACAAAACUCACAGCUCGUUUAUGGAUUGGCUCGCACAGAGAAAUGAGGACCCUCUGAAGCCUACUGUCCACAUCGCAUCCCUCUAUGAGAAAUUGCCUACAAUGAAAUUACCGGGGCUGGGAGAUGGUUACUGCACCGUCAGAGCCCAAAUUGUCAAAGCAGUUCGCUUGGCUAAGCUUCAGGAUGAACUUGCUCUACGAGAUACAGCCGAGCCUAGCAAGAACGAGCUGGAAUUGUGGCGAGCAUGUUUGCAAUCCUUUGCCUUUUCUGACGUUCGACAGCGGUUCGAAACCGUGAGCCCUCAUCUCAGAGGAACAUUCCGAUGGAUUCAUUACUGCCAUGACUUUUGGGCUUGGCUUGAAGAUCCCAGCAAGAACAUUUUCUACAUGUCUGGAAAGCGCGCAUCUGGGAAAUCAACAUUCAUGAAAUACCUAACACGAAACGAAGCACUUGCUUCGUGGGCUCGCAUACAAAACCCUUCCAGAGAGGUCAUCGUUCUCAGUCACUUCUUUCACUAUGCUGGACAAGAUCCUUCGCGGAAGUUUGAAGGAUUCCUGAGAUCUAUUCUGUUCCAGAUGGUCGAGAAAGACUUUGCCGCCUUCAAACCAGUCCAGCCGUUCUUCGAGGGGCGCAGAAAUUACCAGCAAUCACCAACCUGGCCUCGAGAUGACCUGGAAAAGGCAUGCUUGGAAGUCUUUAAAGAAUGGGGAAGACGGAUGGACAGUCAACGUCCAAAUAUCUAUCUCAUCAUGGAUGCAUUGGACCACUUUGAUGGAGAACUUUGCGAGAUGACUUCCUUUCUUUUGGAAAUAUUCAAACUAUCCGGCAGACGACUCAAGAUAUGCAUCUCCAGUCCGCACGAGGAGAAGAUCGACAAUGCCUUUACCAACCUUAAAGACAUGGGUGACCUCUCAAGACUUGAGAUCCAUCAGCACACCAAACAGGAUAUCGCCCUGUACAUCAAGCGGAAUUACCGAAAGCUCACAGAACUCUCAGUGGGCGAGAAAACGUUUGCCGAUGUGAUUUUGGAUCACUCCCAGGGCGUCUUCCUCUGGGUUCGGCUAAUGUGCAACAACCUGGUCAACCGCGCAAUGACAAAGACAGAGUUGGACAAAACCUCGGACGAGGAGCUACAGCGUAUGCUCAACAAUCUACAACCUGAUCUGGAGAAGUUUUACGAGAUGAUGUUCAACGCUAUUGAACCAGACCUCCGAGACGAGGUUGAAAAGGGACUGUCCAUUGUGGUAGCAGCCUCGAGAAGUUUGACCGUCGAGGAACUACAGUGCGCUACGUAUUUCAGCAACCACAAGAACAUCAUGAUCAUCAACAACGAUGACAAUCGCAGCAGCAACAGUACCGGGACCGGGAACAAACCAAAGAGUAAAAUCAGCAAGGAGUAUCUGACUCGUCUCGGAGUAUUCAACCAAGAUUUGCAGACCAUCAUCGAAACAAGGUAUCGCGGAUUCUUGCAAAUAACCAAGGUUCAAGGUGGUGAUGCUGAACCCAGACUAAUCAUCGAACCUUGCCAUGGGACAGCUUCUACCUACCUGAUCAAACGCUGCAAACCUCAAGGCCCUGGGGCAACCUUCAGGGAUCUCGUGGCCUACGGGGACCACCUUCUUUACGAAUCAUCGAGAGCAUACCUCGGUUACUUGGAGAAAGGAGAUCUACCUCCAGAAGCAUCCAAAGCUCUGGAAUUUCUCUUCGGUGCCAAAAAUGGAAAACAGUCGAAUCCUAACGAAACAAAGGGGGGGGAGAACACCUCGAGCUACAUGGGGAGCAUGACAGUAUCCCUAGAUAAGCUGAAGACGGUAGAUAUCGAGAAAUUCUGCUCAGAGUACCCCUUCCUAUCCUACUCGGCCGAAUGCUGGGGCCAUCACGCAAAGGUCGGCUGCCUAACCAAGAUGGAACCAGUUCAGGUACUCGAAGGCGACGCAUUCCAGUGUUUCCUGUGGGUAUUUUGGGAGCUCAUGGAGGCUAGACCAGCCAACCCAUAUACCUUCUCAGAUUUACCACUUGAUGCACUGGAAUAUCUUUGCUCGACGGGUUGUGCUAACUACCUAGACCGGGCUCUAGACAAGCAGCCGGAAAGGAUAAGACAUCCUGAACGGCUGCUCCUAUUCACCAUCCGAGCCAAGAACCUUUACAUGGUGGGUCGUCUACUACAGCAUUAUCCGCUUAAGAAGCUCCAUGUCAACCACGGCGAACAAGCCGUGUUGCAGGCCAUCGACUUCUCCAACAAUCCGGAUUGGGGCAAACAUUGGGCGAAGCACUACGCAAAAUUGACCAAGAAUCUUCUGGAUCAUAGAUUUCCUGCACACAAAAGAGUCGAGUACACCAUUCGCGAUGAGCAUUGGAACACGAACCCAGAAAUCCGAGUUCGGAAGAGACAGUUUGAAUGCAACCCCCUACUUCUAGCAAUCCUGCUUAAACGCAACUACAUCGCCGAAGAACUCCUGACACAUGAGUCGUGCGAGAAGGCGGUUCAUCAGGAAAUCGACUGGGUUCUACAACGAGUGAUCGAAAUGACGACUUUUAUCCAGCCCGCCAACAUUAGCGGCAUCGAAUUGCUCCUACGCAACGGCGCAAAUGCCAACACUUCAGGUUCGAACUCGCCCAAGAGCACACUCCUCGGCAUGGCACUCUAUCUCAAGGAGUUCGACGUUGCUGAGACACUCCUGAACCACGGGGCUGAUCCCAACUUUCGCGGCGAUCAUGCCAGCCAGCUCAGUUUCAUGGCAGAGACCGAGAACGACUUCCCAAAGGGUGUUCAGCUGCUGUUACGCUCAGGUGCUAGCGUAGAUGUGUGGUCCAUGGAGCAAUGCUGUAAGGGACGCCGAGGAGCAAAGGACGUUAAAGAUGUUGUUUUCUUCUUGAUGGACCAUUUGUGCAAGAAUGGGGGUAUCGAUCAGUUGAUACAAGGCCGAGAGACCGCUCUACACAUCGCGAUUCGCUGCGGUCGGGAAGACCUUGUCGAAAGGUUGAUUCAAGACCUGGAAGCCAACACCAACAUCCCGGACCACAAUGGAGAUUACCCCGUCCACGUGGCUCUACGGCAGAGCGAGCCCAAGAGGCAUAUCAAACUUCUUCAAAGAAGCCCGAAAUUUGACGGUUCUGUCAAGAAUCGUGAUGGGAAGACCUUCACAGAUAUUCAUAUGGAAGAGGACCCUCAGCAGAAUAUCCUGGUAGGAAUGCCGCGUCUGGAUGCUUCCAAAGUUCACAUGAGGACCGUUCUCCUCCAAGCGCCUCUCGGAUACAAUGCCGUACAGAAACGGCUAGAAAAUGCCCCAUAUGGCAUCAGGGUGUUAUUCAAUGACCCAAACGCCCCUUGGAGUGCCCUCCGCCCUUCUGUGGACAAUAUGGUUGUCGAUCACGGUCUUCAUGGAAAUGAAAUACAUCUACCAACGCAGCCAGAGGCGAUUCCACGGGAAUCGGGGGACUUGCCGUUCCUUGAAGGAGCUAUCACAGACGAGAUGGAAGUUUCUUUUCCAGUUCAACAGAUGUACGCCCCAAGCAUAUCAGAUACGUCGGGUGGCGAAUUUCUCGCUGGCACAGGGAGUUGGGAUGGGCAUUCGGUGUAUUGGAAUAGGCAAUAG
This is a messenger RNA of Fusarium vanettenii 77-13-4, 4188 nucleotides long. RefSeq lists its product as uncharacterized. Bases 1 to 4188 code for a protein of 1395 amino acids. Gene Ontology annotation, molecular function: protein binding. The transcript has 4 exons. NCBI's taxonomy places the organism in Eukaryota, Fungi, Ascomycota, Sordariomycetes, Hypocreales, Nectriaceae. The record is from RefSeq and is a predicted model, not a curated record.